Molecule: messenger RNA, 3434 nt
Organism: Racocetra persica
Lineage: Eukaryota; Fungi; Glomeromycota; Glomeromycetes; Diversisporales; Gigasporaceae
Source: the annotation of a GenBank genome assembly
CCAACCUUAAUAUUGGGGUUCCGAUUUUACUUUGUUAUGCUCCUGGUCUAAAAUUCCUUCCGAUUCUUUUUGGAUGUAUGUUAGCCGGUAUAACAGCUGUACCUAUAGCUCCUCCAAAUCUUGCAACUGCUGAUAAAGAUAUAGCAAGAUUUAAAUAUCUUUCGAAAACCACCAAUGCAAAAAUUGUAUUUAGUGACAAAAAUUAUAUGCUAUACACGAAACUUUAUGCGGCAAAAAGUUUUUUUGGAAUGGCCAAUAAAAUAGAUUGGCCAGAAGGGUUAAUAUGGGUUGAAGGAGAAAACGUUACAAACUCAAAAGAUCUUUUUGAUGAGAAAUUAAUUGAAGAAGUUGAUUGUGAAAACGUUGCUGUAAUUCAAUUUUCGUCCGGUAGCACUGGUGAUCCAAAAGGUGUCAUGCUCACCCAUAAGAAUUUACUUCAUAACGUGGAUCUUAUGCAACAUGAAAUUGGUUUAAAUGAAGAUUCUACGAUCGCUUUUUGGGUACCUCAAUUUCAUGAUCUUGGACUUAUCGGUGGAUUCCUUAAUACUGUUCGAGGUGCUUGUAAAUCAUGCGUUAUGUCACCUUUGACGUUCUUGCAAAAACCUGAAUGUUGGCUUCAAAUGAUUACCAAAUAUAACGCCACUUAUACUGCGGCACCAAACUUUGCCUACGAAUUAGCAACACGAAAAUGUGACGAAAAAUCAGUCGCUUCGCUAAACUUAAGUUCUCUUCGAGGUGCGUUCAAUGGUGCUGAACCGGUUCGUUGGUCAACACUUCGAUUAUUUGCUAGAAAGUUUGGUCCGGCAGGAUUUAAACUUUCAAUGUUUAAGUGCUUAUACGGUUUAGCUGAACAUUGUGCCUACUCGGUCGGCUUCCAAAAUCUAUAUGAUGUUCCCACUGUACUUGAUAUCGAUCCGCAAGUUUUACGACAAGGUCAUGUGAUUGUUAGGUCGAAAUCCGAAAAUCCAAAUAAUAUAGUUUCAACCGGCGUACCUAGUCCGGCCAUGCAAGUCGAAGUUAGAAUCGUGGAUCGGGAAACGAGACAACUCUGUUCACCUUGUACUGUAGGAGAAGUCUGGCUUUCUAGCCCAAGUGUUGGUAAAGGUUAUUUCGGAAAAGAAGAAAUAUCAGAAGAUACAUUUAGAGCAAAAUUGAAUAAUAGUGAUCACGGCAAUUGGAUAAUUGAUAAUGGAUGUUUCCUGAGAACAGGAGACCUUGGAUUCAUGUAUAAUGGAGAACUUUUCAUAACUGGAAGAGAAAAAGAUGUUAUUAUAAUUAAUGGCAAGAAUCAUUAUCCACAAGAUAUUGAAGUUUCUGUUCAAGAAUGUCAUAAUGAAAUAAGACCGGGAUGCGUUGCAGCACUUCAUCAUUCUGAUGCAGAAACUGGUACAGAUUCACUUAUAAUCCUCGCAGAAAUUCGCAAUCAAAAAGACAUUAAAUCGGAAUUCUUACAACUCAUAAUUGACGAAAUUGCUCGAACUGUUCCUGGAAAACAUGGACUUUCACCUCAAAAAAUUGUUAUUCUUAAGCAGCAUAGCAUUCCAAAGACGACAAGUGGCAAACUUCAACGAUCAAAAGCAAAAGAUAUGUUAUUAUCUGGACUUUUAGAUAAAAGGAUUUUAUUGAGCACCGGUGAGAUUGUUGUUGAACCGAAUUUCGAUGUACCGAGUUCGAAACGUUCAAGUUAUGUCGUGGAUCCAAAAAAGGUCAUGAAUGUUUCAAGUAUCGAAAAAAAGGUCAUGGAUGUUUCAAGCAUCGAAAAAAAGGUCAUGGAUGUUUCAAGCAUCGAAAAAAAGAUCACCGUUCAUGUUCAUAAAGUUUCAAAAUUGGCAUCGAAAUUACCGAUUAAUGAAAUUGAUAUGAAAGCAAAUAUUAUCACAGUUUACGGUUUUGAUUCUCUUGGCGCUGUUCAAUUAACGGCUUGUCUCAAAGAUGAAUUUGGCAUAGAACUCGCGCCUGCUCUUAUUGUGGAUUAUUAUACAAUCGCUGAUUUGGCAGUUUAUAUUUAUAACCAGUUAAAUGAAAAGGUUUUAUGUGAGAAUGUUAAUGAAGUAAUGCCUCUCGAACAAAUUCAAAGUAAAAUUGCGAGUCAAGUUCAUGUUGUAUCUAAAGUUGCGGCAAAGAUUCCAUUAGAUCAACUUAAUUUCAAUGCUAAUCUCAUUACCGAUUAUGGAUUUGAUUCGCUUGCUGCUGUGCAGUUGACUGCUUCAAUGAGUCAAAUAUUUGGUAUUGAAAUAGCUCCAACAUUAUUAUAUGACGUUCAUACAAUUGGAGAUCUGGCAAAUCAUGUUUAUAAACAACUACAACUUUCAGAAAAUAAAUCGUCCGUGAAAAUAUCGCAAUCACAAGAACAUUUAAACAAACCUCCAAAGGAGGAAAUACGUUUAAUACCAUUGGCCCCACGUACCAUAGUCAAUAAACAUAAUCCAACUCUUUACUGCGUUCAUCCACUCUUGGGAAAUGUUGCUAGUUAUGUCCAUUUAUCUCGUAACCUUGGAAUUACUCGUCCUGUAUAUGGUAUUCAAGCACCUAACGAUGUUGAAAGUGACAUUCCAUCAAUGGCCGAGAGAUACGUUAAGACAAUUCAAGAUGCACAAUCUUCAGGACCUUAUUUCCUAUGUGGAUAUUCUUAUGGUGGUCUUAUCGCAUGGGAAAUGGCCAGAAUAUUACAAAAAUCCGGAUCUAAAGUCGGAGGGCUAUAUCUUAUUGAUGCACCAUCACCCCUAAUGAAUCGUGUUCGACCACCGCUUAGUGCAUAUAAUGAACCACAUAAAAUCUGGGAGUCAGAUAUUGAACAACUUCUCACUGACGUUGACAGUCAAUGGAUGCACCGUCAAGGAUCAAGCGAUCCAAUAGAGAUCGAAGCUUUCAAAAGGAAAGUUGGCAUACUAAUAGCAUCAAUGUAUAGUCAUACAGCAGAUAUUACUACCGUAGACUCUAUCCAAUCAUUCCCAAUUCAUUAUUGGAGGGCGAAAGAUUUUGCAGGAAAAACGAGUAAUUUAUUACUUGAUCAUCCGUUAUUUAAUGAACCGAAUUUUGGAUGGGAACGUUAUCAAGGUACCAUUACAUUUCACAGGCCAAUUCCCGGAAACCAUUAUUCAAUUCUUCGAGAAGACACAUCUGGAAGAUUGGCUAAAGAAAUUGAUACGCAUAUGCCACAUAACAGUAAGAGAAGCAGUAUGGAUUUAAAACCAUUAAUGCUUGAAAACGUAGCAACCACACCAUCGAGUAGAUCAAGUAGCGCACCAACUUCAGCCGCAUCCCGAUCAUCAUCAUCGUCAGCAUUUCCAUUAUUUAGAACCGGAAAUAAUGGACCUAUGAGUAAAAGAGAGGUUGCAAAAAUGGCCAUGAACGUUCAAAUUCCAUUACCUGUUGUUAUAAUUGGAAUGUUUGUGUGUGCAUGGUUAUACACCAACAUUACUAUACUACUAUGA